CCAGCCCGUCGCGCGCAGGCGCGGUGGCGCGGCGGCCCAGCCCUGCGGCCCCGCCCCAGCGAGGAGGGCCCACCUCCGUCCCUAGUAGGCCUGGGUCUCCCGGGCGCGCACCGGAGCGAUGCCUCGCUAUUGCGCAGCUAUUUGCUGCAAGAACCGCCGGGGACGCAACAAUAAGGACCGGAGGUUGAGUUUUUACCCGUUUCCCCUACAUGACAAAGAAAGGCUUGAAAAAUGGUUAAAGAAUAUGAAACGUGAUUCUUGGAUGCCCAGUAAAUACCAGUUCCUGUGCAGUGACCAUUUCACUCCUGACUCUCUUGACAUCAGAUGGGGAAUUCGAUACUUGAAGCACACUGCGGUUCCAACAAUAUUUUCUUUGCCUGGAGACAAUCAGGAAGAAGACCCUUCCAGAAACAACUGUCCGAAGAAACAAACAGGUGACGAGAAAGAAGUGUGCCUGAAAGCCAAGUCACAAAAGUCUUCUGUGUCACAAGAGCUGGAGACAAAUACAGCGAACCCAGCCGUCCUCCCCGAGCAAGCCCAGCCCCCCGCCCCCUCUGCCCUGGCCAGGCCCCGGGCUCCAAACACAGGGAGUAUGCAGAAUAACAUAGUCAUUCUCACUCUCGUUAAUCAAGAUACGGGAAAACCUGAAUCGACCUUGGAAACGUCAGUUAACCAAGGCAUAGGUGUGGGUGGGUUUCACACAUCUUUUGAGAAUCUAAAUUCUACAGCUGUUACUUUGACAACCUCAAAUUCAGAAGGUAUUCGGCAAUCUCUGGAAACCCAAGAAGUGUUUGAAAUAACUACCAGUCAUCUUGCCAAUCCAAACGUCACAAAUAAUUCCAUAGAAAUUAAGACAGCACAGGAAAAUCCAUUCUUACUCAGCACAAUUACUCAGACAGUUGAAGAAUUAAACACAAACGAGGAAUCUGUUAUUGCCAUUUUUGUACCCACAGAGAAUUCCAAACCUACAAUUAAUUCUUUUAUACCUGCGCAGACAGAAGCCGUGGACCCGGAGGACGUAGGCACUGACGAUUCCUUAUAUAAGGACGUAGACUAUGAGACAGAAGUUCUACAGAUUGAACACUCUUACUGUAGACAGGAUACAAAUAAGGAACAUCUUUGGCAGAAAGUCUCCAAACUACAUUCAAAGAUAACUCUUCUUGAGCUACAAGAGCAACAAACUCUAGGGAGACUGAAGUCUUUGGAAGCUCUCAUAAGGCAGCUGAAACAGGAGAACUGGCUCUCGGAAGAAAAUGUCAAGAUUAUAGAAAACCACUUCACAACAUACGAGGUUACUAUGAUGUAGAAAGGUCUCAAAGCUAUGGCUUUUCUGUAAGCACUUUGCAGCCAAACCAAAUUAUAUGUAAAGCGAACUUUCUCCUGCAUGAAGUUCUCGUCUUCAUGAAGCUAGGAGAGCGCUCUCAUGUUGUGAGCUGCACUCUGUUCUUGAACUCCUCAAUUUUGGGGGAAAGCUAGAGCGUUGUUGGGCUGUAGAUACAAAGUUUUAUUACUUGGCAAUUUAAAGUAUAAUGAGUAGGUAAGAGGAUUUUGUCAUAAAAGGAGAGAGUACAGGUAUGGUAAGAAGGGCCCACAGUAAGUCAGGCUCAGGAAUAAUGCUGGUUCUACCAUUGGCGUGUGACUAAGGCAAGUUGCUUGUCAAGGUUAAGCCUCAGUCUCUUAAUCUAUAAAGUCAGAGCACUUCACUAGAUCUUAAAAGCAGUGUGUUUACAAUCCCUUCCCUUUCUAGUCACAUGUUUUUAAUAGAACAACUUUUCUCCAAGGUGAUCUGUAGGGACAUAAUACUGGGUAUUGGCUAGAAUUUGAUUUUAUUAGCUAUUGAAUUAUCCUUGAUAUUUAUUGAAUUGUGUGGUGUUUGACCUUUUGGCUAAAGUCAUUCAUAAUAACGAAGGAAAAUACUCCUUUUGUAAUUUUAUUCCAGUUGAACUAAAGCGAUUCAUCCAUUAGCCUAGUUCCUAAGAGAGGUACUUUACACUUGAAAGAAUAUGUAUUUCAGUACCUCAUGUGUGGCUGACUGUCAUAAAGAUACAUAGUCAUUUAAGCUUCUUAAUACUGUAUAUAUAAGAUUAUAAUUUAUAAACCAAAAGUUUUAAUGAGGUUAAUUUUUUAAAUAUAUUACUAUAUUUUAGAAAACAUCCUUUGUAUCUAAUAUGUGUAGCUUUUUAAAAUGUGUGCAUGUGUCAUUUUUAAAUCCAGAAUGAUAGAGUAAUACUUAAUACUGUACAUUCCCACUUAAGUAUAUUUUAUUAAAAUUUAUAUUCAGCAAAUUAUAGAUAUGUAAUGAUGACCUUCAACAAAUAGGAAAAAGAAGUGACAGCGAUGUAAAUAAUACUGUGUAUAGCCAUAUGAAUUUAAGAAAAAACAUACAAGCAAAGCCUUAGUGAUGACAACAGAAAUGCGAAAAAUAGAUGAUCAGUUAAAAUUGGAAGUUAAUGUAAUUAAAUAUGUUACUGUUUAUGGUAUUGAGCAAGUUCCUAUCAAUCUGAUUCUUCGUUUUCUUUUAUAUGAAAAAUGCUAUUUAUCUUGAGGGAUGAUUUUGAUAUCUGCAAGGUGACAGUUAUGUUUUUAGUCCUGGAAGAUGGGAGGAGCAGCUCAGUAAAUAUUAGUUGACUGCACAGCAAAUAGUACACUAACAGUAAAUGCAUGGUGCUUAUUUCUGGCUACGUUUCGCUUAGUGUUUUCAGGCUAAUAAAAUUAAUUGGCAUUAUAUGAAUAUAAGUCAGUUAAUUACCAAAAUUGAUUAGAGGUGUCCUUAUUGGGGGACCCUGUGGGGUGGGGGAUAAGCUUAAUAUUUUACGUAAAUUAUGAUCAUUGGUAGAGUUAAUAUGUUAUCUUUAAGUAUUUCCAUGUUGCAUUUCGCUAAUACUUUAAAACUAGCGCAGAUGAAGAUGGCCUUUAUCAGUUAUUAAAAGUGUUGCAACUCAGUUUUUAACUGUAUACCUUGUCGUUAUUGUCUCUUUGUUUAAAGUUAUUUAACUCGUCUUAGUUCUUUGAACUGAAUAAAUGAGAAAUAUGUACAAU
Messenger RNA from Phyllostomus hastatus (greater spear-nosed bat), 3039 nucleotides. It is a transcript of the gene THAP5, whose product is annotated as THAP domain containing 5. The transcript has 3 exons. Lineage: Eukaryota; Metazoa; Chordata; Mammalia; Chiroptera; Phyllostomidae. The record is from RefSeq and is a predicted model, not a curated record. Bases 119 to 1306 code for a protein of 395 amino acids. Gene Ontology annotation, cellular component: nucleus.